GGAGGCCGGCGCUCGGCGCGCGCACCCACAGCGGGGACUUUUCGCCACCCCGCGGAUCGACCCCGGUGUCUUCCCCCGGCGGAGGCUGCGGGCAGCCCCUCGGCCCGCCGGCGCCCCCCGUCACUGCCGCCGGGGCCGCCCGCAGCGCGCAUCCGGGCCGCGGGGCUCCCGAGCCCGGUCCGGAGGUGCGAGGGCGCCGGCCGCAGAGGGUGGCUCGGAGGCCGGCACCCCCGCGGGGAGCGGCGAGGCGACCCUGCCGAGAUGUGAAAGUAAAGAAAAGACUUGAUACCAAAGAUGCUUUGGAGCCAGAAUACUUCCUGGAUUAGACCCCAUGAUUUGUAUCCCGUGGUGUAUAUCGGCCUCAUGGUUGGUGUGGUAUUGGCGUGGCCUGAUUUUUCAGACGAAUCUUGCACUUUAAAGGUGACAUUUCGCAGCUUCCGGCUUAUCUUGUCAUGGGAAUUAAAAAACCAUUCGAUUGCACCAACUCACUAUACGUUAUGGUACACAGUCAUGAGUAAACCAGACGAUAUGAAGAUCGUGGAGCACUGUUCAAAUAUCACAGCAUCAUUUUGCGACCUAACCGAUGUGUGGGAAGUCCUGCCAGAGACAUACAUCCCCAGAGUUGAUGGAUUCAGGGGAAACACAAUGCUGGUCAGCUGUAUCAGCGAUUUCUUCCUGGCAACACACGUGUCUUUGGAACCACCGGACUUUGAUAUUGUUGGCUCUACCAACCACAUCAACGUAAUAGUGAAAUUUCCACCAGUCAUUCCCAAGAUACUAAAUGGCGAGCUCUUACAGUAUUACUUACCGCUCGUCAUCGAAGAACAGUCAGGGAAGAUUGUUAAGAAGCAUCACCCCAAGCUAAAUGGAAACAUCAUUGGAAAUGUCACUUAUGUCAUCGACAAGCUGAUUCCAAACACAAACUACUGUGUAUCUGUCUAUUUUAAGUCUAAAGAUAUGGGAGCAAUAAAUAGAUCUCCAGUCAAAUGUACCUUCCUUCAACCUGGACAGGAAACAGAGUCAUCAGAAUCCGCCAAAAUAGGAGGAAUAAUUAUUAUGUUUUUAAUAGCAGCUGUCUUCAUAAGCACCAUAUUAAUACUGAAACGGGUUGGUUAUAUAUGCUUAAGAAAUGAUUUCCCCAAAGUUUUGAAUUUUAAUAACUUGUCAUCCUGGGUCUUUCUCGAGAGGCCACCCUUGGAAACAGUGGCUUUCGUGGAGGUGAUUCACGUUAACCGGAAGAAGAAAGUGUGGGAUUAUAAUUACGACGAUGAGAGCGACAGCAAUGAUGAGGUGGCCCCUCCAAUAAGCGGAGGUGGUUAUACUAUGCACGGGCUAACGGGCAGGCUUCUGGGUCCGGCCUCCGCCUCCUCGGCCACCUUGGAAGACUGCAACCAGCCAGACGCUGAGGAACCCGAUCAAUCCGAACCUGAGGCUGACACCGAGCCCCUGAUGGCAGUAUGGCCCAGCCCCAGGCAGUCGGAAUGCUGCAAGAGUGGGGCCUACAAGGAGAGAGGGAGGCUGCCACAGGACCCCGUCUCCGAGGAUGAUGACAGCGCCACCGAAGAGUCUGGGGACAAAAUUACCUUCAAUGUAAAUUUAAACUCUGUGUUUGUGAGGAUCCCCGAUGAUGACUCAGAAGUACCCCCGACGUCACCAUCUUUUCUAGAAGAGACAGCCAACCUAGAGGAUUCAGAUGAAACAGAAAUAAGCUUUCUGGCAGCCAGUGGGGAAGGAACACAGCCACCCUUCGCCAGCCCCUCUGCAGAGUGCCCGUGGCCUGAAGACGCUCUUUCUGACAAAAGUGACAGUUCCGAGUCAGAUGCGGACAUCAGGGAUGGUUAUAUAAUGAGAUGAUUCCCAAGGAUAGUUAAUUAACAAGGACCGAUGAGGUUCUCCCUCCGCGUACGGUCACCAGCCCCUCCGGGGCCUGCCAGCGAUGUCGGUGGGAAGGUGCUGGAGACUGCAGUCUGCUGGGUGAUUCCUGGUGACGUCAUCUAUGCAGAUUCCCAGGACGGCCACAUGGGACCCUCCUAUCCUGCAGUGUAUUGUUUACAUGUCCCAAGGGAUGCACUUUGAAGGGAAAGUGUCCUGUCCAUUUCCUUCCCUGCAUUUAUAAUAGUUCUGCAUCCUGUCUCCCAGAGCAAGGAGCAGGGUCCCCUGCAUCUUUCCUGGGUGGUCCAAGACCCUGCAAGUUAAUGAAAUUAGCCAGGGUGGGAGUGGAGAGUGAAAAGGAAGACACUCAGCAGGGUUCCUAGCAGGUACAGUCAGCAGUGGUGGGUCCAGCAGGCUUAAGGGAGGGGCCAGGAGGGAAAAAGCAGGAAGGGAAGGCCACCAGAAGGAAAGAAAGGGGACCCACAAAGAAACAGAAGCACAGGUUCUGAGUUGGAAGUGGGGAAAGUGGAGCCCGGUCUUGGGCUCCUCCCCGAUGUCACAUUCUGUCACCUACACUCAGAAUUCAGCUCUCCUCAAUUUGAAUGAGGAGGACACAUUCGCACACAGAAAUAACUCUGGUGUCAGGCAGGUGACUCCUAGGAAAUAUCUGCCUGAGGGAGAGGGAUAGAAUCUCAGUGCCAAAUUUUAAGAUUAAAAAAAAAAAAAAAGCGAGAGAACAAAUGUAAAAUCGUUUCAAGGUCUUCAGAGGAAAUAAGGUAUGAAAUAAAAUCCCUGGAGGUCCUACUUAGCAAUUUAAGAAGAGCUGUGUGCACGGAUUCCAACUGUCCUAUGUGUGACCACAGUUCCUGUGGAGGCGGGGGGGGGGGGGGGGCAGGGGAAGAGAAGUUCUAGAACAUCAUGUAGCAAACAAUACAAGAACUAGGACUCAGAGGUCUGACUCUGCUAUUUCACUGUGUGACCCCAGGUACUUUGCUGAGCCUCUCUCAGCCUCAGUUUCUUCAUUUAGGAAAUAAGGGGAUUGGACUAGGUAAUCUCCAAGAUCCUGUGGUGCUAGGAGAAAUAGCUAGGAGAAAAUACACAAGAAUUGGGGCACCUGGGGUGGCUCAGUCGGUUGGGCAUCCGACUUCAGCUCAGGUCAUGAUCUCCCGGUUCGUGGGUUCGAGCUCCACAUCGGGCUCUGUGCUGACAGCUCAGAGCCUGGAGCCUGCUUAAUAACCUAAUGAAAUCACCUAGGAAAGGAACUUUAUGAUGGAAAGUGUCCAUUCCUCCGUCCUCUUAAAGCAACUAUCAUAUUUUGAAAGAUUUCCAGAGUGAUCUUUUGGGAUAAACUUUUUAUGGCUGUGUUGAUGUGUGUGUGUGUGCUUCAGUUUUGUAUAAUUGUCAUAAGUUGGUGAAGGAUAAUAAAUACUUUUUAAUAAAA
Messenger RNA from Prionailurus viverrinus (fishing cat), 3313 nucleotides. RefSeq names its product interferon alpha and beta receptor subunit 2 (gene IFNAR2). The transcript is spliced from 9 exons. The record is from RefSeq and is a predicted model, not a curated record. Lineage: Eukaryota; Metazoa; Chordata; Mammalia; Carnivora; Felidae. Bases 295 to 1854 code for a protein of 519 amino acids. Gene Ontology annotation, molecular function: interleukin-22 receptor activity; protein binding.